Messenger RNA from Candidula unifasciata, 2221 nucleotides. The record is from the annotation of a GenBank genome assembly. NCBI's taxonomy places the organism in Eukaryota, Metazoa, Mollusca, Gastropoda, Stylommatophora, Geomitridae.
AUGUUUGCCAAGAAUAUUAUUAUGGUUGAUAACGAAGAGAUAUUCGACGAAAGCGAAGGAGAGUUGGUGGACUCCAUGCUGCCCGUUGUCUGCAACCAGAAUCGUCACACAAGCAAGAUAGAAGGGGCCAAGUUGUGUCUUCAUGGUUGGCGCAUGAAAGAAAGGAUGAAAACAGUGAGUGUCGCUCUGGUGCUGUGUUUGAACGUUGGCGUGGACCCUCCAGAUGUUGUGAAGAUUUCCCCUUGUGCUCGAAUGGAAUGUUGGAUAGACCCUCACACAAUGAGCCCACAGAAGGCACUGGAGUCUAUAGGCCUGAAUCUGCAGAAGCAGUAUGAGAGAUGGCAGCCCCGGGCACGCUACAAACAGAGUCUUGAUCCCACUGUGGAAGAAGUGAAAAAAUUAUGCACAUCUUUACGGCGGAAUGCUAAGGAAGAGAGGGUCUUGUUUCAUUAUAUUGGACAUGGUGUCCCCAAGCCAACAUCAAAUGGAGAGGUUUGGGUGUUCAAUAAGAGUUACACACAGUACAUUCCACUGUCCUUGUUUGAUUUACAAGCCUGGAUGGGAAGUCCCUCUAUAUAUGUCUUUGAUUGUUCCAACGCUGGCAUCAUCAUGGACCUCUUCAAAACAUUCACACAGCGGCAACAGCUCCUUAACACCUGUCAUUGCUCUACUUGCCAGACCCCAGGACAGACAAACACAGAGCAAAGUGCUCCAUCCAGUAUUAAGAACAGCAUCAUUCUGGCGGCCUGUGGUCCAACAGAACAUUUACCCAUGAACCCUGACCUACCUGCUGACCUCUUCACCUCAUGCUUGACUACACCUAUCAAAGUUGCACUCAGAUGGUAUGUAUUGCACAAUCGAAGCCUGGUUCCUGGCUUGACACUGGACAUGGUUGACAAGAUACCAGGACAGCUGAGUGAUAGGAGGACCAUGCUUGGCGAGCUCAACUGGGUGUUCACAGCUAUCACAGAUACCAUCGCCUGGAACUCUCUGCCUCAAGAUUUGUUCCAGAUGCUGUUCCGACAGGACCUGCUCGUGGCCAGUUUGUUUCGAAACUUCCUGCUGGCUGAGAGAAUCAUGAGAUCAUACAACUGUGUGCCAGUCUCCAACCCAAAGCUACCUCCAACACAUCAGCAUCCCAUGUGGCAAGCAUGGGACAUGGCACUUGACCACUGCCUACAGCAGCUGACGGCCAAAACCCUCACUGACAGCAUGACCUUCACUCACAGCACCUUCUUUGGUGAGCAGCUGACCGCUUUCAAAGUCUGGCUGGACAACGGGUCUGAGUCGCGGCGGCCACCUGAACAGUUGCCUAUAGUUUUACAGGUACUCUUGAGUCAAGUUCAUCGAGUCCGAGCUUUAGAUUUGUUGGGCAGAUUUCUAGACCUGGGCCCCUGGGCUGUCAACUUGGCUCUGUCAGUGGGCAUCUUCCCUUAUGUGCUCAAGCUGCUACAGAGCUCUGCCAAGGAGCUCAGGCCACUUCUGGUGUUUAUCUGGGCCAAGAUUCUAGCUGUAGACCAGUCUUGUCAAGCUGAUCUAGUCAAGGAUAGUGGACACAAGUACUUUCUCAGUGUUCUUGCCGAUCCUUCCAUCGGAGCAGAAUACCGCACAAUGGCAGCAUUUGUAGUUGCAAUCAUCAUGAACAACUAUGCUCCAGGCAGAGAGGCAGCUUUGAAUGACAAUGCAAUCUCCACCUGUUUAGAACAGCUGAGUGAUCCGAACGCACACUUGCGACAGUGGUUAGCACUGUGUCUGGCCAAGGUGUGGACCAGUUUUGAUAACGCUCGCUGGUGCGGUGUACGAGAUCAUGCUCAUGAAAAGCUGUCCAAGCUCCUCUCUGACCCUGAGCCUGAGGUAAGGGCAGCUACAGUGUUUGCCCUGGGAACAUUUGUCUCCAGAUCGCUGGACCGCACUGACCAUUCAGUGGCUGUAGAUGUACAUGUUGGUAACCUUCUAGUGACCUGUAUAAAUGAUGGAAGCCCACUGGUCAGGAAGGAGCUUGUGGUGGCCUUUGCUGGGUAUGUGUCUGUGUACAUCUCACAGUUUGUGAACCUGGUGAAGCGAAUCCUGGAGGAGGAGAAGGAGAGGAUGGCCAUGUCUCUGGAUAUGGCAACUCUGCAGGCUCACAAGGAAUUACACAGGCCACAGGGUAACUAUAGUUUUGCCAGUGGUGGAAUGAAACUAGGUCACUCACGAGGCAGUUUUAAGACUUUGACCACCU